This is a messenger RNA of Drosophila subpulchrella, 586 nucleotides long. RefSeq names its product transcription elongation factor S-II. Lineage: Eukaryota; Metazoa; Arthropoda; Insecta; Diptera; Drosophilidae. Gene Ontology annotation, biological process: DNA-templated transcription. The coding region runs from base 75 to 512 and encodes 145 amino acids. Gene Ontology annotation, cellular component: nucleus. The record is from RefSeq and is a predicted model, not a curated record. The transcript has a single exon.
UAGCUCAGGAAGUUAAGCAAUCGAAAUAUUCUUUCUGUAAAUAAUAAUAUCUCUGAAUUUUCUUUAUUUCAAGCAUGAGUUUUGUACUGCGCUUGAAGUGCCGCGAACUACUGGCAGACGCCUUGAGGAUUGGCCAGUUGACCGAGGGAUGCGGCGAUCCCGAUGACAUGGCCGCCCGGCUGGAGGAGGUUAUCUACGAGGAGCUGAGGUGCUCGAAUGUCAAGUACAAGAAUCGCAUCCGUUUGCUGCUAUCCAAUCUGCGCGAUUCGAAGAAUCCGGGACUGCGCAACAAGUUCCUGCGUGGAGUGGUGACCCCGAGUGAGCUGGCCACGAUGUUUCCCGAGGAGAUGGAGAACGAUGACCUGGAGCAGAUUCCCCAGAAGAUCACCAAGAAGGCGAUUAACCAGGCCCAGAUGCCCAAGGUCCAGGGCACCAAGAAGGACCAGUUCAAGUGCGAUAGUGCAUCCAGCUGCAAAACCAAGAUGAAGACGAGCCGAUGGUCACCUUGGUAAUGUGCAAUCAGUGCGGCAACCGAUGGGAGGUUUAAGGAACAGGGAUCCACUCCCAAAGAAACGGGGGAACUCCU